This is a messenger RNA of Fonsecaea pedrosoi CBS 271.37, 2100 nucleotides long. RefSeq lists its product as uncharacterized. The coding region runs from base 1 to 2100 and encodes 699 amino acids. The record is from RefSeq and is a predicted model, not a curated record. The transcript has a single exon. Lineage: Eukaryota; Fungi; Ascomycota; Eurotiomycetes; Chaetothyriales; Herpotrichiellaceae.
AUGGCGGGUGUGCUCGAAGGACUCAUGUCGUCCCGGCGUCGACCGUCGAGGUCCCGAUCAGAGUCCACGAAGCAACUCCAUGCUCGCUGGGGCGAUGUGGCAAUCACGGCUCCCAACGGUGGAUGGACCCAGCAUUACCUCGACGACGACAUGAACAACGUCGCCUACCAGGCCCACGGCAGCCCCGACUCGCAAAAAACCCUCGUCAACACAUCCCCCGACUUGAGUUUCAAGGACGAGAUCGAACGGGGUAGCGUCGAAACAAUCCCACAGCAGUCUCCGCCGCUCAUCCAGAAGGAACGGGGUACAAUCACCAUCACAAUUCCUUUGCUGUGGAGCCGGAAGUCCCACCGAAGGUCGUCGUCGACGAGCAGUCAACCCCUCCACCAAACCCAGCCGGCCCGGGUGGUAGAGAAGGUGGUAACCGCAGAGUCACGCCCCGUUCGCCCCGGCAUCAUCAGCAAUAUCGACGAAGUCAUUGUGGCGGAACCAAGACCCGCAAUCGAGCCAUUCCGAGUAGACUCGCCCAUCAUUCAUAGCCAGUCGCCGGUAUAUGACGACGUCAGCACUUUCUUCACGCGGGCAGUCUUUCCAGAGAAACACCCGGGUCCCCCACGGCUUCCGCAGAUCCAGACCUCGGUCCCUCCAAACAAGAGCCAACCGGCUUCGGCCAUCUCCAUUCUGAGCCCUGUGGUGGAAAAGUACAAUGAGCUCUCCGAGAGCAACAAUGCCACGCCCAUGGACAACACCCCCAUCGCACGACAGAUCGAGUCUGCCAUUCCCCACAGUCAUGAGAGGCAGGUCGACCUUGCGGGCUUGGUUGACCGGUUGGAGGGGCACGUCCACACUACGCCUCUGAUUCCAUCAACCUCUGAACCUCCAAGUUCAGACGAGGCUGCAGACCCAGCCAUUGAGAGACCCGAGUCUGGCAGCAGUGCUACCAGGCUCCCUUCCCGGCCUUCUUCUCGAGGUCCAGGCAUUGGCGAGGUGGCGUACAUGCGAGCUUCGUCCCGAGGGCCCUCAGAGUCCAGCGGUGGCCGUCGGUCUGCUUCGCGAGAACCUGCUGAACGGCGGGCUGACUCGGUGGGACCGGGUCGUCGACGGGCUGUCUCGAGAGAAGCCCCUCGACGGCGUGCAGAUUCCCCCGCGCGAGGCGCUACUGCUUCGUCUUUCUCCCGCGGAUCAACUGGCCGCAGAAAUGCCUCUUGCGAACCGAGCAUUACCCGCUCUCUGUCCAGAGAUCCGGUCAGGCGACGUGCUGACUCUCCUCCACCCGUGAGCCGACGAGCCCUGUCCCGGGAGCCAGCUGUCCGCCGUGCAGAUUCACCAGAACCCAAGACCCGUCGAGCUCUUUCUCGCGGACAGGCCAUGACCGGGACCGUCUCACCAGAGACAAUCACUCCUCGUGCAUUCUCUGACGAUAAGCCGAUUCGUCCUCGUGCAGAGUCUCCAGGCCCGAGUACUCGUCGAGCAGUCUCUCGCGAGCCGUACACUCGCCAUCGUAUCUCUGGCGACUUUUCCACCCGGCGCGCCACGUCGGUCGACCCGGUCGUGCGUCGUGACAGCCCUCCCAAAGACGACGUCACUUCACGCCAUGCCAGUCCUCGCGACGACAUCUUCACUCGCCGCGCCAGUCCACGAGACGAUAUCUUCACUCGCCAGGCCAGCCCCCGAGAGGAUAUCGUUCCCCGACGGGGCACGCCGGUGGUGGUGGCAACCGCGGAGAGGGACAGGGACAGCGCGGCGGGCUCGAGCUCACCGGAUGAGCUGACCCCAGACGAGGCGACCGACAUCGAGACCGAGACGGACGAGAUGUACUUUGAAUCACGCAAGGGGUGGAACGGCGCGGCGGUGGCGGGCAGCGCGAGCCGAGGAUUCUACGGCGACGUCGUGCAGGACUACAAGCUGAUUGCGCGGGACGUCGAGGCCGACAUUGCCGCUUCCGAAGGGCAGAGCUCCGGGAUCAACAUUGUCAACCUGAUCAAGAAGGAGAAGGAAAAGGAAAAGGAAGUCCCCAAGCCAAAGGGCGAGGUAGUCAGCCAAGGCAAGGUGUACAAAGGGCCGGAUCUGGUGCUUUCUCAAGAGGAGCUCUGGGGAUGA